Molecule: messenger RNA, 477 nt
Organism: Mercenaria mercenaria
Lineage: Eukaryota; Metazoa; Mollusca; Bivalvia; Venerida; Veneridae
Exons: 3
Coding region: 1-477 (158 amino acids)
Source: RefSeq, a predicted model, not a curated record
AUGGUGGAGAUACGGAUGAACAAGGAUGAAAAAUUCAUUAUUGAUAUCAAACUUUUAGAAGGAGCUUUGGCAUGGCAAUCGUCUACAGUGAUCUGGGGAGGUAAACCUGAAUCGGCUGAUCGAGCUGUUGAUGGCACGGCAGGCACGUGUGCACACACAAAUGGUAGUAACAAGAAUUACUGGGCAGUGGAAUUUGGUACACCUGGUCCCGUGAAAGAGGUUGAAAUAUACUUCCGGUAUACAUGUUGCUAUACUUGGAGGUACACCAACUUCACAGUCACUGUAUCAAACAGCCGUGAUGAUGUCCUUAGUGACAGUGGGAAGCUUUGUGGAACGUACUUUGGUCCAGCUAUUAACACAGAGCCAUUUCGCCUCGCCAUACCAUGCAUUAACACAAUCCAUGGAAGGUUCUUGAAAAUCAAACACUAUGUCGCUGAUGUUCUGAUACUGUGUGAAGUCGUAGUGAAAACUCCAUGA